GCCCAAACAAGAACCAAGGAAAGAGCUCGAGGAACUUGGGAAGGUCUGUGAGAACUGAGAAGUGCGCGCUGGAAUUGGGAUUCUCAUCGCAGGUGGAGAGGGAGAGAAGUUGGGAAUGGCGGGAGAGAUGGAGGAGUUCUACGUGAGGUACUACGUGGGGCACAAGGGUAAGUCUGGACACGAGUUCCUUGAGUUCGAGUGCCGCUCCAAUGGUAUGCUCCGCUACGCCAACAACUCCAACUACAAGAACGACACCAUGAUCCGCAAGCAGGUCUACGUCACCUCCGCUGCCCUCAAGGAGUGCCGCCGCAUCAUCCUUGAGCGAGUUUCUGCUCCUGGAUUUCCUAUACUGAAGGAAGAUGAUAACCAAUGGCCAGAACCAGACCGAAUUAGAAGGCAAGAGCUUGAGAUUGUGAUGGUGAAUGAGCAUAUUUCUUGUACUACUUAGAAGAUCGGUUCCCUCGUUGAUGUCCAGAGCAGUAAUGACCCUGAAGGGCUUCGCAUAUUCUAUUAACUCGUUCAGGAUCUGAAGUGCUUUGUGUUCUCUCUAAUUGCACUCCAUUUCAAGAUUAAGCCAAUAUAGGAUGGAUAACGAGUUCUUACUUUUCUUUUUUCCCUUCUGUGAUGUGCAUUCAAAGUAGUUUUUGCCAUUGUUACAGUUCCAUUUAUUUUGGGUGCAGUCUCAAUUACUUUUAUUCUUAUUUGGCAUGUGUAUGGGGAAAGUUAGAUUUGGGAAUGCGUGCGCACAGAGUGGAAAUUUACAAUAUGUUACCUAAGCCUCUGGCUUUUGUAGUAUAUGAUUACUUCCCAUGUUAUUGCACUUUUUAAGUUGUGUAGGUGUGGGAAGGAUAGGGGCUGCACCUACCCCUAAUGUUUAGGAAAUGCAUAGCUCCUUUGUUCAAGAUUAAUUAUUGACUCUCA
Messenger RNA from Juglans microcarpa x Juglans regia, 921 nucleotides. Its product is annotated as protein mago nashi homolog. The transcript is spliced from 4 exons. NCBI's taxonomy places the organism in Eukaryota, Viridiplantae, Streptophyta, Magnoliopsida, Fagales, Juglandaceae. Gene Ontology annotation, cellular component: nucleus; exon-exon junction complex. Gene Ontology annotation, biological process: RNA splicing. The record is from RefSeq and is a predicted model, not a curated record.